ACAUAUUUGGCUAGGAAUUGACUUACUGUGAGCAUAUUACCUCUUCUCUCGAUAUUCCAGAAUUUUCCCAAGCUCAAAUUGAGUAUAGAAGGCUUCUGAUUCUGCCGGUUUCCAUAUGCUAGCAAGUCUUCUGACAAUCUCCUUCAACGCUUGUCCGCCUCCGUCAGUGAGUUUCCCAUCUAACCAGGGCGGUAUCUUCUCCCGCUUGGUAUCUGGUAAAGCCCAUCUGCCAGCCUCCGAUGCGUGUAUGAGCACGUCGAUAUUAAGCUCCUCGACGGCUGGAAGUUGCUCUAAGAGCUUGCCAAUAGCAGCAGAGGCGGCAUUCGGCCGCCUCUUCGCUGUGCUCGGUGCCUAGCCUUUCGUCCAGGAUACUGCUCAUAGGCUUUCGUAUCUGACAAUAUAUCUCUGUC
Cucurbitaria berberidis CBS 394.84 is the source of this 410-nucleotide messenger RNA. RefSeq lists its product as uncharacterized. The record is from RefSeq and is a predicted model, not a curated record. The coding region runs from base 116 to 355 and encodes 79 amino acids. Lineage: Eukaryota; Fungi; Ascomycota; Dothideomycetes; Pleosporales; Cucurbitariaceae. The transcript has a single exon.